AUGUUUAACAGACAAACAAGUCUAUGGAUGGGUGAUUUGGACCCGUACAUGGACGAGAACUUCGUCAAACAGGCCUUUGGUGCGAUGGGAGAAUCACCGUGUGGAGUCAAAAUAAUCACACACAAGAUAACAGGUGGUUCUGCGGGAUACUGCUUUGUGGAGCUGGCUAAUGAAGAAAGCGUUGAGCGUUGUGUUCAAAACCUCAAUGGAAAACCGGUUCCUGGAUCAAACCCGCCACGGAAGUUUAAGAUAAACUUUGCCACCUACGGAAAAAUACCCGAGCCACGGCCGGAGUUCUCAGUGUUUGUGGGUGACUUGCCCACUGAGGUGACUGACAGCCAACUCCACGAAGUCUUUAAGAGCUUUCCCUCCUGCAAGGGAGCCAAAGUAGUCACUGACCAUCAGGGCUACUCCAGAGGAUUCGGCUUUGUCAAGUUUGGGGAUGAAAGUGAGCAGAAGAAGGCAAUCGAGGAAUGCCAGGGCACAGUGCUCGCGGGAAAGGCACUGCGACUCAGUUUGGCUGUUGCAAAGGCCCAGAAGACCACCACUUGGGUGGGCCAAAGUCAGAAUUACCAGAGCAACUACAACCAACCGCCACCCAAUUAUUAUGGGAAUCCCAAUGGUGGAGGUCAAGGUUACUACCCUCAGUGGGGGAGCUACGAUCAAUAUAGCGGCUACAAUAGCGGAUACAACAGUGGUUACAAUAGCGGAUAUAAUGGUGCAUACAAUAGUGGAUACAACAGUGGCUACAACAGUGGCUACAACUACAACUAUGGCCCCUACGGAUACCCCCCACCCAACCAUAUGGUGCCGCCACCUCCCGUGGGUUUUCCUCCACCAUCUUUUGAUGUAACAGCAGAUGUGCAGCAGGGCCAAGAAGAGAAUGGUGAUGGUGAGGAUAAUUCAGAAGUGCCAUUCCAAGAAUGUGAUGUGGACCAGUGGAACACAGAUUUUGUGCAGCGCAGUGAGGAACUUUAUGAUGCCUUAAUGGACUGUCACUGGGAACCACUGGACUCUUUUGACUCGACAAUACCAUUACUUUUCGAUAAAGUCAACUAG
Nerophis lumbriciformis (worm pipefish) is the source of this 1059-nucleotide messenger RNA. The record is from RefSeq and is a predicted model, not a curated record. NCBI's taxonomy places the organism in Eukaryota, Metazoa, Chordata, Actinopteri, Syngnathiformes, Syngnathidae.